UGAGCCAGCACUGAGGGCAUAAUACAGGGCCAGAGGAAAGGGUCUGGUUUUAUUUGGACCAGGUUUGAAGGAGACCGGGCUGAAAUGACACUGCUUUCGAUCUAAACACGACCUACCUGCUGUAAAUAAACGGAACUCUCCUCGUAGCCUCAGUUCCUGUCGGUGCCACAAUGUCUUGCCGGGACAUCCAUGCCACCAACGCUUUUGCCUUCAUCGUUGCCUUUGUGUCUUUGGGAGGGAUUGCUGUGGCAGCAUUAAUCCCACAGUGGCGUAUAACGAGACUCGUCACUUUCAAUCGGAAUGCCAAGAAUAUCAGCGUGUAUGAUGGGCUGUGGGCUAAAUGUGUAAAACAGGAUGGCUAUUCAGGAUGUUACUACUAUGAUUCAGAGUGGUACUCUAAAGUGGACCAGCUGGAUCUGCGGCUACUGCAGUUCUGUCUGCCUACAGGCCUGCUGUUUGGCUCUCUAGCCUUGCUGCUGUGCAUGGCAGGAAUGUGUAAGACCUGCUGCUGUUCCGACAAGCCUGAACCGGACAUUAAGACCAUCAGAUUCCUGGUCAACAAUGCAGGAUGUCACCUGGUGGCAGGGACGUUCUUGUUCCUAGGCGGAGCUAUUGCCAUCGCACCAUCAGUGUGGUUCCUGUUUCGCACCAAGGAAAUGAACAUCAGAUAUGAUAACAUUUUCUCUGAUGGCUUUGCUGUGUAUGUAUCUAUUGGCUGCUCUGGAGGACUUAUGCUGGCCGCCCUACUGAUGUUCAUGUGGUACUGUAUGUGUAAGAAGUUGCCGUCACCCUUCUGGUUGCCCAUGACCUCCAUGCCUACCUCUCUGUCCACCCAGCUUCUCACUGCCAACGGAUAUCCUCCUUCCCCAGUUUAUGGCCCCCAGCCCUUCCCACCACAGCCCUUUCCUCCGACAGUUAUCGACGCCCAGCCGUAUGUGACCUCCCAGGGUUACACGCAAAAUGUUAUUGCCCCUGCACAGGUGUAUGUGUCUCAGAUUUCUGCUCCAGAUGGGUAUGGUUCAGAAGUGGGAGGGACCCAGGCCUACAGCUAUGCUCCCUCGCAGAGCUAUGCUCCCUCGCAGAGCUAUGCUCCCUCGCAGAGCUAUGCUCCAUCUCAGGGCUACGCAUCCACCUACGCAGGACACCGCUACUCCUCCCGCUCACGGAUGUCUGCCAUAGAGAUCGACAUUCCCGUGCUGACACAGGGACAGUAAGAGAAAAGCUGUUGAUAACGUCAGCACAUUAAAGGCUUCUGCCCAUGAAGUAUAUGCCAGCUAUUUACAGCCCUUGGAGUGAUUCAGUCAGUAUAGGUCUGUAAAUAGCUGAUUUAUAGAUUAUGAAACCCAGUCAAAAGAACCCUGGCGUUAUGAAGGAUGAGCUUUUCCUAAAAAUGAAAAGCACUAUCACUGGUGCAAACAACACUAGGUUACUAUUGUAGAAAGGGAAGAACGGAUUUCCUGCCAAAAAUACCUGAAAGACAUCUUAACCAACUAGCGUUUUUUUUACUGUUUUACCAGCAGAGCAUGACCACAAAAAAUGGCUCAUAAUUUGUUAAAGUGGACAAUGGACCAUUGAACUAGAUACAGCAAAUACUAGCAUUUGGUGUGUGGCUGAAUAUAAAUCCCCACUCUUGCUUUUAGAUUAAAGAAGCUUUGAUGAUGGCUGCCAAAAAGCUACUGACUGCUAGUCAGUGAUUCUUCUGUUACAUUUGUUUAUGUUGGACAUAUUCAUACUUAAAUGAAUUGCCACUUGUCUGUGUAAAGCUUUCAGUAUAGAAGUCUAAUGUUAUCACUACUGUACAUUACUUAAAAUUAUGUGGUUCUGAAUGGACAACUACUAACUGACUCACCUGCUAAUAUAUUUUGUGUUUAUGUAACAUGAAUUGUUAAUGUCACAUUGCCCCUGUGAGGAGCAGCUGUUGAAGUUUUUAAUGCACUAAUUGAGUGAAUACUGUGCCAGUUUACAUUGCCUGACUUUUGUAUAGCCUUAAGUAUUUUCUCACAUAUUAUUUCAUCAUUUAUUGCAACAUAAUAUUCCAAAGUGUUAAUGUCUUCAAAAAAAUGUCACUAAGAAUUUUGCUGAUUUUGAUCACUGUGUGGAAUUACAUUUUAAUUAUGAACAGUAAUGUAAAAAACAGGAAGGAGAGUGCUGUUCAUCUGCACUCAACAUGUCUGCUGAUAAUUCAACUAUUUCCAACUUAGCUGGAAGUGUAAUCUUGUUCAUUGGCGGUAACCAGUUUUACCUUUUGCAUAAUAAGCACUGAUCAACAAUUCUUAAAAGUCUAAUAUGUUCAUCUUAUUCAGUUGACGUUAAAAUGUUUUUCUACACGGUCAUCUUCUUUUGUUUUUAUUAAAACAUAAAUCCAAAUGUAUCUGUGUGCCUGUUGAAAUGCUGGGGUAACAACAAUAAAGCAAAACUAGACACA
Cyclopterus lumpus (lumpfish) is the source of this 2425-nucleotide messenger RNA. RefSeq names its product claudin 12 (gene cldn12). The transcript is spliced from 3 exons. Bases 171 to 1214 code for a protein of 347 amino acids. Gene Ontology annotation, cellular component: plasma membrane. Lineage: Eukaryota; Metazoa; Chordata; Actinopteri; Perciformes; Cyclopteridae. The record is from RefSeq and is a predicted model, not a curated record.